CACAAAUUUCUUGUUUUUGCAAGGGAUCUUCCCAACCCCACCUUUAUAAAGCAAAAACUCUUCCUACGACCAGAACCAAAGCAAUCUCUUAUGCCCCUGUGUCUUCUCGUUACUUACCUUUACACGAAAUCCAACCUUCUCUCUUCCAUUACCCCCUCCUCUUUCUUCUCCUUCAAGCAAAACCAACAAAUUUCCACACUUUUUUACAUAAUUUAUUUCACUGUUAAAGUAAUUAUCUUUGUCGAAUAAUGAGAGAGUGAAAAGACAGAAUCUUGAUUUUUUUGGAGGUUGUUUGAUUUGUUUAGUGUAAUGGGAAAUUGGAGAAAUCGUCCAUCACGUAGAUUCUUUAACAAAACAUCAACAACGUAUUCUUAUGACUACCCUGAAUCUCCUCCUCACUCAAGCUUUAGUGCUGGCAAUUAUACAUGACUUUUCUCUACUUUGGACAAAGCCUCGAUGGAAUUUCUUAUCCUAGCUUCAGUCCUUUACUUCAUUGGUUGAGUGGGACUGUGAAUCACCACUCUCAGUGAAUUCAGAACUCUGCACUAGCAGCUCUUUUGUGGUUUCAUAGGUUUAGUUGAUGAUGGUAUUCCUUCAUGGGAAAAGAAGUUCUGCUCUUUGAUUGGAUCAGUACCGUGGCGGAAGGUUGUAGAUGCUAAGAAGUAUAUGUAUUGCCAUGGUAACAUACUCAAUUGGGAUGACUCAGCAGGUGAAGAGGCAUUUCAUAAUGCUAAAAAACGCUUCUGGGCAGAGAUUAAUGGUGUCUCUUGUGGCAUCUCUCCACCUGAUCCAAAUUUAUUUAUUGAUGAAAUAAAGUGGAAUGCCUACAUUGAUCCUGAAGUCAUCAAGGACUUGGAACAAGAUCUCUUUGUCCCUGAUGAGGGAGAUACAGGUGGCAAGGUAGGGCGUAAAAACAAAAAAAGAAGGAACUUUGUCUCCAUUCCUUCAAAUGGGUGUUAUGAGAAUACAGAUGAUGUUAAAAAUCCUUGGGAAAGUAAUAACAAUAUGCAAAGCAGCUUGUCUUUGAUUGAUAAAGCGAAGAGCUGGAACCAAUGGGAUUCUGAUAUCAACAAAUCCAGUAAUUUAAAUAAAGUUGAUAACCCCUGGGAGCGUGGCUUGUCUCAGGAAUCUGAAGCUGUGAUGGGCAAGACAUGGGGUGUCUGUGGUAAUAAAUCAUGGGGAUGGAAUCAUAGUGGAAACCAUGUUGAUCAGUCAAAUGAUUGGAAUAACAACAGUAACCCUUGGCAGCAUAGCCGUCAAGGAGUUGACCCUGCAAAUGACAAAGGGUGGGGCAAUUUGAGGGAUAGUUCUCGGGGCUAUAACCAGCAUGAAUCAAGGAAAUGGAAUACUGACUGCAAAUCUUCGGGAAACGGAUUUUUUCAGGGUAGUGGAGCUUCUAAAGAUAGAAAAUGGGAAGACAACGGCAGCAAUUCACAGGGUUGGAAACAGUGGGAUAAUUAUGGUAAAAAUACAAAAGGUUUGGAUUUCAGAAAACAUGGUGGUGGUUGGGAAACCCGGAAUGAGGGUUCCUGGCAGAGGGAAGGUGCUCACCAACAUAUAACUGGCUACGAAAGCACAAGGUUUCAAGGGGAUGGUUUAAAAACAGGUCAUUCCUGGAGUGGAGGAAGAACUAAGAGGAGGGUUAGUUUUGCUUUUGAAUAGCCAAUGUUUGUAGAAUAUUCUUUCUUUUUCCUUUUGCCUGGGAAACAGAUGCCUGUGCUGCCAACUCAUAUUUCUGAAGAUGACAGAAAUUCACAGCAUCAAAGCGAGCAGGUUUUUGCAGAUGCCAUCAAGCUUUUAGAUUUCUGUUUAUUUCUUUGACUCACAAAGAUAUGCUUCUUUUGUGCAGUUCACACUACACCCUGACAAAUAAAGAAAGAAACAAUCCUACUGGGUGUUCAAAAGUUCAUACAUGCAAUUUCUUCAGAAAAUCUACAUACAGAUUUAUUUAUUUUUUAGGAAUUCGUCAUCAAUGGUGUAUUUAGGCCUCUGGAUUGUAUCUUGUGCAGUAUCAUAAAUUGAAUGUGAACCUGCCCAAACAAUUCCCCUUUUGGGUGGUUAAUUCUGUACUGACAUCUGAUUGUUCAAGUCAGGUGAUUCGAUUAUCUCUACUGUUGAAAGUACUUUUGGUACA
This is a messenger RNA of Populus nigra (black poplar), 2134 nucleotides long. RefSeq lists its product as uncharacterized. The record is from RefSeq and is a predicted model, not a curated record. The coding region runs from base 667 to 1662 and encodes 331 amino acids. The transcript has 3 exons. Lineage: Eukaryota; Viridiplantae; Streptophyta; Magnoliopsida; Malpighiales; Salicaceae.